Molecule: messenger RNA, 1331 nt
Organism: Trifolium pratense (red clover)
Lineage: Eukaryota; Viridiplantae; Streptophyta; Magnoliopsida; Fabales; Fabaceae
Product: bidirectional sugar transporter N3-like
Exons: 6
Coding region: 146-1036 (296 amino acids)
Biological process (GO): carbohydrate transport
Cellular component (GO): membrane
Molecular function (GO): sugar transmembrane transporter activity
Source: RefSeq, a predicted model, not a curated record
UCAUAUUCACAUAUCAGUGUGUGUGACACAUAAAUUAAGUUAUAGAGCUAAACCUUCCCUCUUAAACCUUCCUUCUCUCCCUUCUCACAAGGGGCAAUUCAGAGAGAGAGAGAGAGAAAGAGUUUUCAUAAUAACAUAAUUAACUAUGUCGUCCCACCAUAGUCAUCUAUCUUUUGCCUUUGGAGUUCUAGGCAACAUUUCAUCCUUCUUUUGCUUUUUGGCACCACUACCAACAUUUUAUAGAGUUUGGAAGAAGAAAUCAACCGAAGGUUUUCAAUCAAUUCCUUAUGUGGCUGCACUAUUCAGUGCAAUGCUUUGGCUAUUUUAUGCCUAUAUGAAGACCGGUGAAACUCUUCUUAUCACCAUUAAUGCAUUCGGUUGUGUGAUUGAGACAAUUUAUCUUGCCAUUUAUGUCACUUACUGCCCCAGAAAAGUUAGGAUGUCGACAUUGAAGAUGAUUGUGUUGAUGAACUUUGUGGGAUUUGGCGCGAUUGUCGUGUUAACUCAUGUCAUAUUUGAAGAUGAAAAACAACGUAUCAAGCUUCUUGGAUGGAUUUGUGUAGUUUUUGCUACUAGUGUUUUUGCAGCCCCUUUAAGCAUUAUUAGGGUUGUUAUUCGCACCAAAAGUGUAGAGUUCCUUCCAUUUCCUCUUUCACUUCUCCUCCUCAUCAGUGCCAUUAUGUGGCUUUUGUAUGGUAUUUCUCUCAAAGAUAUCUAUGUUACCCUCCCGAACGUUGUGGGGUUAACCUUUGGAAUAGUUCAGAUCACACUGUAUGCAAUUUACAGAAAGAGUACACCAGUAAAUAAUGAUCAGCUACCAGAACACAAAGAUGAUGUUAUCAACGAUGAAUUAGAAACAAGCAAUGAUGAUGAGAAGAAAAUCGAAGUGAAAGUUGACAUAGAAAUUGUGGAGAAAAAAGAAGAAGAACGUGAUGAUAAGGAGCAACAAGUAACUGAGGAAAAAGCAGAGGAAAAAGAAAACAUUAAUAGUAACAAGAAAACAGAGGAGGUAAUUAAGGGUGGUUGUGAAGUUUAAUGAAGAUUGUUAAUUAGAAUUAAGGGUCAAUUUACUACAUAUGAAUCUGUCUCUAAUAACGUGUAAGAUUGUAAGACGCAUAUAAAGAAGAGAAGAGACGAUGUAGAUACUAUUGACGUCUGUAUCUUCAUUUCUGCUUGUUUGUUUACAAUUACAUGUACUACUUCUACUUUUUAACUUUUCUUUUUUGUUGGAAUGUGUUUUUCUCUUUUGUUUACUUCAACCUAAUUAUAAUUAUAUAAUAACAAUAGUAUAAUAGAUUCUCCCCAAUUUCUGGAGGAGAAGCUUAUGGAAA